Messenger RNA from Telopea speciosissima, 910 nucleotides. Its product is annotated as chlorophyll a-b binding protein of LHCII type 1-like. The record is from RefSeq and is a predicted model, not a curated record. The transcript is spliced from 2 exons. Gene Ontology annotation, biological process: response to light stimulus; photosynthesis, light harvesting in photosystem I. Lineage: Eukaryota; Viridiplantae; Streptophyta; Magnoliopsida; Proteales; Proteaceae. Gene Ontology annotation, cellular component: chloroplast thylakoid membrane; chloroplast envelope; plastoglobule. Bases 7 to 816 code for a protein of 269 amino acids.
UGCACUAUGAGCAUGGCUGCUUCCACAAUGGCUCUCUCCUCUCCUUCUCUGGCCGGAAAGGCUGUGAAGCUCGGCCGAUCCGCCUCUGAUCUUCUUGGAGAAGGAAAGGUCACCAUGCGAAAGUCCGUAGGCAAGCCAAAGCCCAUCUCAUCCGGCAGCCCAUGGUACGGCCCUGACCGUGUCAAGUACUUGGGCCCUUUCUCCGGUGAGCCACCAUCCUACCUCACCGGUGAAUUCCCGGGUGAUUACGGUUGGGAUACCGCCGGACUCUCCGCCGACCCCGAGACCUUUGCCAAAAACCGAGAGCUCGAGGUCAUCCACUGCAGAUGGGCUAUGCUUGGAGCUCUUGGCUGUGUCUUCCCUGAGCUUCUCGCGCGCAAUGGAGUCAAGUUCGGCGAGGCCGUGUGGUUCAAGGCCGGUGCACAAAUCUUCUCUGAGGGUGGAUUGGACUAUUUGGGUAACCCAAGCUUGAUCCACGCACAGAGCAUUCUAGCCAUCUGGGCUACACAGGUUAUCUUGAUGGGUGCUGUUGAGGGCUACCGUAUUGCAGGUGGGCCUCUUGGUGAGAUUACUGACCCACUCUACCCAGGUGGCAGCUUCGACCCAUUGGGCCUUGCUGAUGAUCCUGAGGCUUUCGCUGAGUUGAAGGUGAAAGAGAUCAAGAAUGGCAGGUUGGCCAUGUUCUCCAUGUUUGGGUUCUUUGUUCAGGCCAUUGUGACUGGAAAGGGACCUUUGGAGAACCUGGCUGAUCACCUUGCAGACCCUGUUAGCAACAAUGCUUGGGCAUAUGCCACAAACUUUGUCCCUGGCAAGUGAAUGACUAGGAGAGUGACUUCAUGGGGGGAACAGGUCCUCCUUCCAUUUUGUGUGUGGACUUGAGAUUAUUGUAUGUGAUAUAAACUGAUUGGUA